Trichoplusia ni (cabbage looper) is the source of this 2203-nucleotide messenger RNA. RefSeq lists its product as uncharacterized. Lineage: Eukaryota; Metazoa; Arthropoda; Insecta; Lepidoptera; Noctuidae. The transcript has 5 exons. The record is from RefSeq and is a predicted model, not a curated record. The coding region runs from base 425 to 958 and encodes 177 amino acids.
UCAUGACAAACUAUCUUAAUUCGUCAAGAUGGCGGAACUAUCAAUACUUACAAAUAAAAUGGUAGCAUUUUCGGUGUGACCUUGGUGCGACGAUUAAUUCCCCGAUCGGAGUAGUCAGUAGGUUGCGUCGCCGGACCGGCCUUGCCGUGUGACGUAACUUGUAUGCCUCCGCGUCUCUGAGAUACCGCGCGUCCGUGCGCGAGCGCAUCCCGCAUUCGAAAUUUGAACACGCGAAACAAAUCGAUAAUUAAUUUAAUCGAUACUAGUUUUAAUCGAUACUUAGUGUUAGCGGCCAGUGUUUUUAUUUAGUGCUUGUGUGUGUGAUGAUGUGAUAUGCUUGUGAUGAGAUAAUACUUGCUGCUUGAAAUAUUCGUGAAGUAUUUGAGGAAAAUAAUCAAGUUUACUUAGGAAUUCAGAUGUCAACAUGACGAGAAAGUUUCUAUUCUGUUUCCCCCUCCGAGUGGGGAAUAUUAUAUUCGGAUACAUCGUUAUACUAAUAGCAAUAGCAACAGCGGCGUUCCACUUGUACCAACUCGGCUUGAACGUGACAAACAACUAUUACGAGAAGGAUGGCAAGUUCAGAAACUUCGAGAAUUUGGAGAGCAUCUUCGGGUCCACGAGAGACUCGCUCGAAAGCAUAAUCGUGCUCACUUACUAUCUCUCGUACAUCGCUAUAGGAUUGAUGCUCUUCCUAUUUGCUAUUAUGUUUACAUGCGGCGCUUAUAGGGCGAACUACUGUCUGGUGACGACGUUCUUCGUGUACAGUUUCUUCCACCUAUUCUUCACGAUUAUACUAAUAGUGUGGGAGGCGCUCACUGCCGGCUGGAUACAGCUGGGGUUGAUUGCCCUGUCCGACCUGCUCCUGAUAGUUUGUCUGUUCAGCGUCAAAUAUCUGAUGGAAGCAAUCCGGACAGGGAACAUCUACAGUCACCCCGGAGAAGUUUACUAUAAAUACUAAUUUAUUGUUAAUCGUUUAUAAGAAUACACAGCCGAAUGUAAGAACGACAAUAGGGUAUUUGACUAAAUCUAAAAAUAUGAAUCUUUUUAGCCCGUCGGACAGAUUUCCAAAAAUUAUUAAAAACGUAGUUUUCAUUUUAUUACUAUAUUUAAAAGUAAGGAUAUGAAAAGCACUUAAGCAUGGUACGGGGGGCUAAGAACAUCACUAGCUAUAUAGUAAGGUACUGUUAAGUGACGUCACACGAAUGUUUUGUUUAAUAUUUUUUUAAAUCUGUUUGACGGACUAAACAGAUUUCUUCGUAAAUUACCCUAUUAGCAAGUGUCGUUCAAAAAUGGCUUUUUAUCACGAUUUUUUUUUAAUUACUUGUCAAUGACAUUCGGUGGUGUAAUUUCUCUGUGUGUCGUUCUCGACUACGACUGUCCUCAACCUUCAGUCACAGAAUACAGAGUAUAAACGUACAUAAGUCACAAAACAAAAGACAACAUUGAAAUGUACAUGACGAUCAAAUAUGUAUAUUUGAAUGGACUUUGAUCAACAAUUUUGGUCGUGAGACAUUUCCUAGUAGGUACUAGCUUGUAAAGAAGUCCAAAAUGUAGAGUCAUUAUACAUUUGUUAUCCUCUUACUGUAAAAGUACCGUUAGCUGUACCAAUGUGAUACGAAAGUCUCGAUUGAUAGACUAUAAGUAUAUUGCAGUAAAGUUUAUAUCAAUGUAAACCAUCUUUGUGGAGUGCAUUAAUGAUGCCUGAGAUUUUUAUUCAAACAAAAUUGUUAGAAAACAUCGCUUUAUAUUUUUUCAACGUUUUUGGACGUUCUCAUUAUUCUGUUCAUGAAUUUAAUUGUUCUUAAAUCGAUAAUUCAAUAUAAAAGAAACUACAGGGUAGUAGUGCAUAUGAUUUUGAUUGAUUAAAUCGUAUAUAACAUAAUCGUGUUUAACAUUCGCGUAAACCUAAGAAACCACUAAAUCGUAUAUCAUUAAAUAUGAGCAGAGGAAGGAUUUAAAUAAGUAAAUAAGUAUUUUUUGUACUAUUUAAUCAAUAAACAACAUAACUCAAUAAAUCACAACUUUUUAUAUUCUUUGCUACAAGACAUAAAUAUAGCACACGUACAAAAACAGAUAUAACAGACACAAUCACACAAGUCCACACCUUCAUUUAAAUAAAUUAUUUCAAUAAAUAGUCAAUAAAUAACAAUUUAUAACUAAAAGUCUAUCUUCUGUAUUCAUAUAAUAAAUUCUCUAAUUGUAA